AACUUGUGGAAGUUUCCGGGCAACGUCAAUUCUAUAUUGUAGUGGUGUGACUGUAUAGCAGCAGGAUAUCGGCCGCGCGUAAUGAGUGAUGUAGAAGACGGUGAAUUGACCGACGGUGACGAGGAGCCUGAUUCAUAUCGCGAUGUUGCCGCGAAAGAUGUUUCACCGAUUUCAUUAAGUGACCUUCUGAAGGCUUCGUCAGACGCUGUUGAAGUAACUAGUUACGAUCAGGAAUUUUCCGAACUUCGGUCCUUGACGAGGGACGUUGCUGUCGUCCGAGGUAAGCGUUGUGAUCAGUCAACCGAACACAGGAGUUCAUCAACGAAAUCCGUCGAUAAAAAGGGAGCAUCCAAGCGUUGUGAUCGUCAGCGACGCACACAGGAAUAUGAUCACGAUUCGAGCAAGUCGCAACGCGAUGGAAGGAAGCGUACCCGGCGGAACUCCAGCUCCGAAAAGCGUAGUUUCUCGGUAGAUAAACGGAAUCCUGAUGAGAACUGGCGUUCUAAUCAAUCGUCGAGUAAUGAAUUCUACGACAGCGAUCCGAAUAGGAAUAAGAGCCGCGCAGUUUGCAAGUAUUUCCUGAAAGGAUUCUGUCGCAGACGCUAUAUUGACGUAGUAAUCACGGUUCUGCAGGAAAGUGAAUGCCCUUUUUCGCAUGAUGUCAGCGCUUUGAAACGGGAGGAGUUGUGUCGAUUUUACUUGACUACCGGCGGUUGUCGUAAAAGAGACUCUUGCUUGUUCAUGCACGAGGAGUUCCCUUGUAAAUAUUUUCACACUGGUGCCUCAUGCUAUGCAGGAGGAAAUUGCAGAUUUUCUCACGAACCUCUGAACGAUUUCACGAAGGAAUGCUUGGAUAAAGAGGCUGAAGGUCUGGAUUCAGCUGAAGAAAUUUUGAAUGUUGCCGGACCCGGCUUUUAUGUCAGCAACUGCCCCCAGAUACUUGUUCUUGAAGAGGAUAAGCCACAAGAUCUGGACCUUCGUUUCAUAGUUGGCGCUCCUCCGAGCAACAGCUUUGGAGCAUUCGAUGUUGACAUGAGACAUGGCGUGUUGUUUCCGGCUGAUGAGGAUCUCAGAGUUGGCCUUCCAUCUCCCCGACGCAUGCAAGCGGUAGAAGAAUCGCCUUGGGAUGAUUCUGCUGUUGACAGCGACGUGGAUGAAAAACCUCUGGUUAUUGAUGAAAGCGGAGAACCGUUUGAUUAUUCUGAAUUCUUUCUCUCUUGUUCCACGCUUCUCUUUUCCACUGCUGCUUCGAGUCGUCCGAAAACUGAGGCAAUUGCUAACAAGAUAAACGUGGAAUCGUGGACAUCAAUGGAUCAAUACACGAAGUACGUUGGCUUGUCGACGAACUGAAAUUUCACUGCUUUCAAGCAGAGAUUCUGUCCGUUAUCCCCAAUUAUUCCAUCGUCACCUACUUCUUUAUUUUAUUUGAAUAAAAUCAUUUCGUCUGCAGAAAA
Notodromas monacha is the source of this 1454-nucleotide messenger RNA. The record is from the annotation of a GenBank genome assembly. Lineage: Eukaryota; Metazoa; Arthropoda; Ostracoda; Podocopida; Cyprididae.